AUGACUGAUUCAGAAACAGAAGAUUACAUGUCAUCAAAAUAUUUAGAGCAAUCAACAUCAAACAAAAACAAAAAAGCAACAAAAACAUACUCGGAACGUCGCCGUGAAAAACUUUUAUCUAAUCAUGGAUAUAUUAAGCCUAGACAAGAGCUUGAAAAAGAAAGUCGUGAAAAAGGACUUUCCAAAAGGAUCGACGAGGAGGAUAACAUUGAAUCGCCUGGGUUGAAAAUAUUAAAAAAAUGGGGAUAUAAAAAGGGGAUGGCAUUGGGUGAAAGUUCUAAAAAUGAGGGCAUAACGGAACCUUUGGGCAUUGAAUUAAAACAAGAUAGACUUGGUUUAGGAAUGUCUACAGAGCUUAAACAAAAGGCCAAGGUGGAAUAUGAAAGAAAAUCAAAGAAAAUCAAAGUGGAUGAAGACACGUUUCGUGAACGAAUUAGACAAGAACAUCUUGAUAAACGUAUACGAGCACAAUUAAAAGCUUUACAAAAAAUAUGUGAAACUUUGGAUACAAGAAAGGGAAUUGAGCCCUCUGAAAAGCUUGAUAUAAUAUUGAAAUAUUUACGUGAAGAAUAUUAUUAUUGUUUUUGGUGUGGAUGCAAUUAUGAUAAUGCUGAGGAAUUAAGUAAAGAGUGUCCUGGAGUCGAAGAAGAUGAUCACGAUUAA
This is a messenger RNA of Entrophospora candida, 663 nucleotides long. NCBI's taxonomy places the organism in Eukaryota, Fungi, Glomeromycota, Glomeromycetes, Entrophosporales, Entrophosporaceae. The record is from the annotation of a GenBank genome assembly.